UGACUGUCCAUUUCGCCAACCAGAAGGCUGCAUAACCCAAGAUAUAGCCAAUCACUGAAGAGUUGUGUACUUUCAAGAAGACUUCAUUCUUCUUCCUGCGGCAGAAACUUGUCGGUGACCAGCAGAUAAGACAUUAAAUACGGAGAAGGUAUUAUUUACAAAAAUGUCAUCAGGAGCACUAUUUCCCAGUUUGGUGUCGGGGUCUCGCGGCUCCUCCAGCAAAUACUUGGUGGAAUUCAGAGCCGGUAAGAUGACGCUUAAAGGCAGUACGGUGACCCCGGACAAGCGGAAAGGCUUGGUAUACAUCCAGCAGACCGACGAUUCCCUCAUUCAUUUCUGCUGGAAGGACAGGACAUCAGGAAAUGUUGAUGACGAUCUCAUCAUUUUCCCUGAUGACUGUGAGUUCAAGAGGGUUAACCAGUGCACUACAGGACGAGUUUAUGUGCUGAAGUUUAAAGCUGGAUCCAAAAGGCUUUUCUUUUGGAUGCAGGAGCCAAAAACGGACAAAGACGAGGAGCACUGCCGAAAGGUGAACGAGUACCUGAACAACCCCCCGAUGCCUGGGGCACUGGGGAGUGGGGGCAGUGGGAGUCACGAGCUCUCAGCUCUUGGAGGUGAAGGUGGGCUGCAGAGCCUUCUGGGUAAUAUGAGCCACAACCAACUGAUGCAGCUGAUUGGACCGACUGGGCUGGGAGGACUUGGUGGUCUGGGGGCUUUGGCUGGACCAGGCUUGGCUAGCCUGCUGGGAAGUGGAGGACCGGCUACCAGCAGCUCUUCAUCUAGCUCCAGGAGCCAGUCUGCAGCCGUCACCCCUUCCUCCGGCUCUGGGACCACCCGGAUCAGCUCCGCCCCGGCCCCCACCACACCCAUCACCCCGGCUGCCACCACUGCCACCUCCCCCAGCGUCACCCCCACCACCCCCGCGGCGCCCGCUGCCCCGGUCGCCCCCACCGCUACCAGCCCCACCCAGCCCAUCCAGCUGAGUGACCUGCAGAGCAUCCUGGCCACCAUGAACGUGCCUGCAGUGGCUGCAGGAGGGGCAGGAGUGGACUUGGCCAGUGUGCUGACCCCUGAGAUCAUGGCGCCCAUCCUGGCCAAUGCGGAGGUGCAGCAGCGCCUCCUGCCGUACCUGCCCUCCGGGGAGUCCCUGCCGCAGAGUGCCGAUGAGAUCCAGAACACGCUCACGUCCCCGCAGUUCCAGCAGGCCAUGAGCAUGUUCAGCAGUGCGCUGGCAUCCGGACAGCUGGGGCCUCUAAUGAACCAGUUCGGCCUGCCCACAGAAGCUGUGGACGCAGCCAACAAAGGAGAUGUGGAAGCUUUUGCGAAAGCCAUGGAAGGAGGCGAAGGCAAGGCAGAUGAAGGAGGGGAUUCCAAAGACAAGAAGGAUGAUGAGGAGGACAUGAGUCUGGAUUAGCACAUCUGAAACUAGUGCUUUCCCCUGCAUCACAUUUUGUUACUCUACCAUCCGUAGUGCUUUCAUUAGACAAGGUGCAUCUCUAUGGAAACGGAUCUUCUCUUAUUCUAUAUGUCAAGUUGGCACAAAUAAACCUUUAAUUGAAAUGCCA
This is a messenger RNA of Conger conger (European conger), 1565 nucleotides long. It is a transcript of the gene adrm1, whose product is annotated as ADRM1 26S proteasome ubiquitin receptor. Gene Ontology annotation, biological process: ubiquitin-dependent protein catabolic process. The transcript has 10 exons. Gene Ontology annotation, cellular component: cytoplasm; proteasome regulatory particle, lid subcomplex; nucleus. NCBI's taxonomy places the organism in Eukaryota, Metazoa, Chordata, Actinopteri, Anguilliformes, Congridae. Gene Ontology annotation, molecular function: ubiquitin binding; proteasome binding; endopeptidase activator activity. The record is from RefSeq and is a predicted model, not a curated record. The coding region runs from base 164 to 1414 and encodes 416 amino acids.